Molecule: messenger RNA, 1437 nt
Organism: Suillus subalutaceus
Lineage: Eukaryota; Fungi; Basidiomycota; Agaricomycetes; Boletales; Suillaceae
Exons: 3
Coding region: 106-1398 (430 amino acids)
Source: RefSeq, a predicted model, not a curated record
GUAGCCUCCAUUCUCUAUCCCUUACCCACCGACCUACUAGCACUAGCACUGCGAACGCCGCAUACAUAUCUCCUUAACAUCUGAAUCAAUUAUCUGCUAGCUCAGAUGACCCAAUACACCACUCACGCCUCCUCAUCGCACGGUUCCGAUUCUUCCAAUAUAACACAAUAUAUGCCAAACACUGGCAUGUAUAUGGGUCAAGUUCCCUGGCCCCAGCCCGCAUACAUUCAUCCAGGCUACGCCCCCGCACGCCCUCACUUCCCACACGGCGGCGUGUCGCAUAAUGGGACGAACGGUACCGCUCCCCCGCACGCGCCUGUCGCACCUUCCACUGGCAUGUAUAUGGGUCAAGUUCCCUGGCCCCAGCCCGCAUACAUUCAUCCAGGCUACGCCCCCGCACGCCCUCACUGCCCACACGGCGGCGUGUCGCGUAAUGGGACGAACGGCACCGCUCCCCCACACGCGCCUGUCGCACCUUCAUCUGGUGUGGGUCCUGGAGUUCCACCUCACGCGUUUCAAGCGGGACAAAAUAGUCCAUACCCACCACUCACUGCGGCUGCUCCUCCCCAACAACAUCCAUCCGUGUUCCCUAUCACGGGCUCUGCUUCCACUAGUUUGUCGGUGAGGAAGAAGCGCGCCGGUGAAGAGCGCGUCGCGGACGACCGCAAUGUUAAACGACGCAAGGUGGACGCCAAAAACCCUGAUUCAGAGACGGCUCUUGAGAUCGAGGACCCUGUUUUGGUGGAACCCGUGCUUCCAUCUCAAGUACGAGAGAUAACACUUGCAGAGGCCGGUGGAGACCUUGGUUUCUGGAGGUGGAUUAAUGAUAAAGAGGACCUUGCGGAUCCCGCACCUCCUCUUUCCGACUCUCCAUUGCCCCCAUCACAGGAGACCCUACCGACAGAGCCUGCCAAAAACACCCAAGACCUUCUUGAGACAGAGGGCCUUGUUUUGGUGGAACCCGUGCUUCCCCCAUCUCAAGUACAAGAGAUUACACUCCCAAACGUCGGCGGAGACCCCGACGUCCGGAGGUGGAUUAAUGAAAUAAAGGACCUUGCAGAUACCAUACCCGUACCCCCUUUCUCCAACGACCUUGACUUUUGGAGGUGGGUUAAUGAUACAGAGCACCCUGCGUAUCCCGCACCUGCCCUCUCUGACUCUCCAGUAUCCCCAGCACCGGAGAUCCCGACCACAGAGGAAGACCUUUAUUCUUGGAUGUUAAAACAUGAUUUUGUGCACCAAGAAGCUGUCGAAGACCCUGAUUAUUGGCUGUUUCGUCCUGGGAGGGAGCACCCUGCCUUUCUUUAUAACGUAGAUCCUGACGCGUUUGAACGAAUCACCGAACCCCCUGCAUCUCUAUUCCCAAGUCCACCUACCCCCAUGGACCAAGACAUGUAGCGUUCAUCUCAUAUUUCACUUCUGCUACCAACUAUCUAU